This is a messenger RNA of Naegleria fowleri, 705 nucleotides long. RefSeq lists its product as uncharacterized. Bases 1 to 705 code for a protein of 234 amino acids. The transcript has a single exon. NCBI's taxonomy places the organism in Eukaryota, Heterolobosea, Eutetramitea, Acrasida, Naegleriidae. The record is from RefSeq and is a predicted model, not a curated record.
AUGUGUAACAGAAAUCAUCGUCCCAGUGAAAACCGUGUCAUCAAUGGCUCCCAAUUUUCGAAACACAAUCAGAGAGAUGGUCAAUUGUCAGUUGCCUUCAAAACAAACAACGUUUCAACAACUGAUGCAAUUUCUCUUUUGAACCUUCCUAAAAAUAGUCAAACAAUUUCUUUAUCAACAACAAACAAUUCUCGUUUAAAAGACAACAAGUUUCAGUGGAUUCCCUUUCAAAUCAAAAAGUCAAAUCCACAAUCUCUUAAUGACAAAUCCAACCUUAAAGGAAUUCACAAAAAAGGAAAUUCCACCUCUCACCAAAGGAAGAACAGACCCUUAACAUUCCAUCCUUUCAACAUUCCACAAGAGGCAAAUCCUCCAAUCCGCAAGAAUUCAUUUCAAGUUGAGAAAGAACAAUCUUUCCAACCUCCAUUGCCAAUCAUCAUGACACAACACAAUCAUCAUUCGAAACUAGUGAACGAAACUUCCACAAGUUCUGAACUGUUUCCUUCAGAAACUCAUUCAUCCAAUUCAAUCAUUGAUCCUCCACAACUUUGUGAGACACAUUUCACCUCAGCGACACUUAAGAAAGACCUCUCUGUGAAAACAACGAAUUCAUUUCCCUCACCUUUAACCAACUUCUAUUUGAAGGCAUCCAUGAAAGCCUUGUUCGAGAUGGCUCUGGAGUAUCGAUUGAUACAUGUACAGUAA